GUUGGCAUGAUCUUAUUUACGUUAACCGUUUCUGAUUUUGAAUAGUCUUGACACAGCUUUUCAAAAUCAAAUUCUUUUAAAGUGCUUAAUAUCUAUUACAAAUAAUUUUGAGUUUAUUUGCAUCCGGGACAUUUAAAGAUGGCUGCGUCCAGUUGGUGGCACGUUAUUUCUCACUGUGUGUAAAUCCUGUCAACAGUUUCGGCUGGAUAGUCAUGAUCUAGGAUCUACGCUUAAGUAAUAUCUGAGCCACAGGUUUAAGACUCACCUGGACAGUGGUCAUUUGGUCAUCAUGGCUGCCCCAGUGGUGACCCCAGAGCAGAACAGAGGCACACUGCGAGGAAAAAUUGCAGCCAAAAAGAAGAAAUCUUUAAAACAAGUUUUGAGUUCACCAUACAAUGUCUCAUGGCCUGCAGUGGAAAAACAAACAGAAGUGGUUCUUCUGGAGAGGAUAAAAAAGGAGUUGUCCCAGAAUUUUGUCACCCGUCCAAGAGUACCACAACAGAUAAGACGAAAUAAGCAACAGAUGAAGAAGUGGAGAGAGGAGCAGAGGAAAGUAGAGGACAUAGCCAGCAAGGCCACCCAGUCCAGUGUGUACAUAGGUAUAAACAGAGUGACCAAAGGGCUAGAGAGGGAUGAGGUCAGUGCAGUCAUUGUUGACCGUGAUGUCCCUGUGAUGAUGACCCGUCAUUUAAUGUUGCUUGCAGCAACCCGAGACUGCCCUGCAGUUUGUCUGUCUGGAUUGAGCAGUGUGAUUGGACCGGUGGUGGGCAUGAAAAGUGUUGCAGCCAUUUCCUUCAAGAAGAGUGUUCAAGGAGCAAGCACCCUGUAUGAUGACCUUGUGGAGUUUGUCUCUUCUCAUGCACCUGUACUACAAGUGCCAUGGCUGGUGAAGGAGGAGGAGGAGGAAUCUGAGGAUUCUUCAUCAGCAGAGGAACGAGAUCCAGAUCUGGUAGAUACAAGCAAUAAAUAUAUGACAGAAGAUAAAUUGUCUGAGAAUAAACAGUUGCACCCUCAAGCAGACAAUGCAGCUAAAGCACAGAUAAUUCCCAAGUCAGCAGAUAGGCCAUGUGGUCAAAAUCUAGCCAGUGAGAUGCCAGGUUACAUUGGACGUAGCAGUGUUAUUCAGCAGGCAGCAACUUUUUCAACUAAUAAGUCAACUGGUUACAUCUCUUUUGAUUCAGACGGUCCUCAGACCUCAAAGAUUUCACACAGUGAAAGUGGAAAGAGAAUUUAUUAUGCACCAGCUUAUUCUUCUGGUACAUCCAUUUUACAUCUGUAUCUUUUGAAGUCAGAAUUAAACAAUCCUGAUGAAUUUACAGAAUUCAUUCCACAUAACUACCGUUCCCUUAGUCCUGAACCAGAACUUAUCCCAAAAGACACAAACCCGAACUCCAGAACUGACAGGACUCAAACAUUAAAAGAUCUAAGGGAAAAAACUAAAGUUACCAAGAAGAGAAAAUUGGAUAAUCCAAGGACAGAGGAUGUUCCUAAAAAGAGGUUGAAAAAGAAAUCAGGAAAGUGGAAGAAAAGUGUAAAGGAGAAAAAGAAUAGAAACCCUAAAUAUCAAAAAGCUCGGCAGAUGGCGCAGCAGUCAAAUCCAAACAGAAAGAAAAAGCAAAGGCGACAUUAAAGGCCUAACUAAGACGUAAAUUUUAAAGUGAUCUUUGGUUUGAUGGAUAUCAGCAUAUAUGCUUUCAAAUUUCUGUUUAAUAUAUGCUUCUUGGACAUAUUCCUAAAUUUGAAAAUGAAGAAGCUGGACUCGCUGCAUAAAAUCUGAAACUUGGACCAAGAACUUGGUGAAUUGCAUUUAUAUACAUAAUUUGUCAGUUAGAAUAGCUGUAUUUUAUUACCAUAAUUGAUAAUUACUCUUAAAAUCGUGAAAAAUGAACUAACAAUUUAAAAUUUUGACUCUGACUUUUCAAUAUUUAAGAAUGAGGUCUUUGAAUUGAAUUUUACCUUAAUUACUUUAAAGAGAGAAGAACAGUGGUCAGGCAAUUAUAAAAAUGGCCUUCAUAAUUAAAAUUUGACAUACAGUUUCUAAUUUUUUUUUGUAAAACUUCCACUUCGUGUGAUCAAUAAAUGCAAAUAUCAUCUUUAGGUUUCAAAGAUCUUUAUUCAGUAUGUCUUUAUUCCUUAUGACAUCUCAUCGUCAUCAUAUAAAUAAAUCUUAAGGACAAAUAACUUUAUCAAACUUGCUUACUAGAUGGAAAUGUUAAAAAAUAUUUGGCUGUUAUUUGUUCUGGAUAAAAAUGGAG
Molecule: messenger RNA, 2255 nt
Organism: Lingula anatina
Lineage: Eukaryota; Metazoa; Brachiopoda; Lingulata; Lingulida; Lingulidae
Biological process (GO): rRNA processing; tRNA 5'-leader removal
Cellular component (GO): fibrillar center; nucleolar ribonuclease P complex; ribonuclease MRP complex
Molecular function (GO): ribonuclease P RNA binding; ribonuclease P activity
Source: RefSeq, a predicted model, not a curated record